AUGGUCCGUUCUGAGAGUCCGGGGCCUCUUCUGCGUCUCGAUUUUCUCGUAUCCGGUGGCGGUAUUGCCGGCCUUGCCGUUGCAUUCGUCCUCGCACAGUCCGGUCAUCGCGUCCGCGUCAUCGAUAAACACGACCUCACUGCGCCCUCAGGGCCCCUGCGGGUUCCUCCCAACCUCAGCAAAAUUCUCCGACGAUGGGUUGGCCCCGAGGAGCUCGCCCGGGUCACCACACGUUGCACACGAUCUCCCUUCCUCGACAUGAUAACGGGCGAACUCGUUGGACACCUGCACUGGACGCCUGCCGUAAUGGCGGAAGCAGGCGGCGAGUUUCUCGUCAUGCACCAUGCCGACUGUCAUCGCAUGUUAUAUGAGCUCGCUAUAUCUGUGGGCGUACAAACAGACUUCAACACCUCGGUUGUAGCCAUUCACCAGGGGACUGAGGCGCUACCUAAUCCGAGCGUCUCGCUGAGCUCUGGGGAGGUCCUUACAGCGGACUUUCUCAUCGCUGCAGAUGGCCCGAAUAGCUUUAUUAGAGAAGUUAUUUGGGGGCCCGAUGAGGAGAAGGUUCCGAAAAUGACGCUUUAUACGGGCGUCGUGCCUACGGAGAAGAUGCUUGCCUACCCGGAGCUCCAGCCUAUUUACGGCGAGAAUGACGAUUGGCCCAUCUUCAUGGGCUCGGAUCGCAGUAUGUGUAUACACAGAGUUCGAGGCAAGCGGGAAUUCGGAUUCCACUUGUAUUCGCAUCUGGGCGACCAAUAUGACUGCCAAGGUGGAGACGAAGGGUGGGAUGAGAAGGUCCCCACGGACAGCGUGAAUUACAAGAAUCAAGGCCAUUCGCAGAGAAUGCAACGGCUGCUGAACAUGACAUCGAGCCUAAUCCGAACAAGAUUCGUGGAGCGCCCAGACGACGCGAUCGAGGACUGGGCGGACGAGACGGGGCGGAUCGUGCUGAUAGGCGAGGCAGCACAUCCAUGGUUUCCCGGGGGCUCUCACGGCGCAGCCAUGGCCGUGGAAGAUGCUGUCGUGUUCGGGACGCUGUUCGGGCGGUUGAAGUCUUGGCUGCAGGCACCCUCCUUCAUCAGCGCAUACCAGGAGCUGCGGCAGGGCCGCUGCAAGGCGGUCAAAGUUGCAGACAUCGCGAACGCGCAUCUGGUCGCGAUGCCGCCUGGGCCGAUGCGCGAUGCACGCAACGCUAGCGUGAGCCGCGAGCUGGACGAGUGGGACGAGGGCACCCUCAAGGCGCAAUUCGAGGAGAUCGCGGAGGUGUUCGGCUACGACGCCGCCGACGCCGCCGACGAGUGGUGGGUGAACUGGGGUCGCUUCAGCGAGUCGGAGCGCGGGGCGCCCGUUAGCAAGCACAUGAGUUGGGCCGGAUUCCAGACCACUGCGGCGGAAACCACGGAGAACCAGGCCAACGUGCAGUGA
Molecule: messenger RNA, 1425 nt
Organism: Sparassis crispa
Lineage: Eukaryota; Fungi; Basidiomycota; Agaricomycetes; Polyporales; Sparassidaceae
Product: FAD/NAD(P)-binding domain-containing protein
Exons: 9
Coding region: 1-1425 (474 amino acids)
Biological process (GO): secondary metabolite biosynthetic process
Molecular function (GO): FAD binding; monooxygenase activity
Source: RefSeq, a predicted model, not a curated record